UUAAGUGGCUUUGAUAAAAUGCGCAGGCGCAUUGCACUUUCUAGAAUCGUGUAAACACUUCUGACUUUUUGAUGUUGUGUUUAGAGCUCGUAGUCACCUAUAUCGAUUCAUACUUGACACCAUGCAGUUGUUUGUUUGUGCCCAGACUUUGCACUCUGUUCAUCUGAAUGGGUCAGAGACUGUUGCCCAUAUCAAGGCCCAGAUUGAAGCUUUGGAAGGUCUGGCCUGUGAUGAUCAGAUCAUUUCACACUGCGGGAUUCCCCUUCAGGAUGAGACACUGGUUUGUCAGUCUGGUAUUGAGGAGUUCAACACUCUUGAGGUCUCCUCGAGGCUGUUAGGAGGCAAAGUCCAUGGUUCCCUGGCUAGAGCAGGAAAGGUCAGAGGACAAACUCCCAAGGUGGACAAGCAGGAAAAGAAAAAGAAAAAGACCGGCAGGGCAAAAAGAAGAAUUCAGUACAACCGGCGCUUUGUCAAUGUUGUCCCAACAUUUGGCAAAAAGAAAGGACCAAAUGCCAACUCAUAAAUUUCUCUUCAAAACGACUAUAAAUGUUCACUGCAUUCCUGGGCAGUUUUCUUUGCUUUAUCAGUAAUAGAUUUUUUUUUUUUAAAAGAAAAUUGUAAUGUAAAAGCCAACUGAGUCAUAAAAGUAAUCUGUGCACUUUAUAUGCUACAACAAUAUUUUGUACUAGUAUAGUGGAAGAAAGAUGGUUUGUUGCAAAUAAAAAAAAACAUUUAAUGCAA
This is a messenger RNA of Pimephales promelas (fathead minnow), 741 nucleotides long. RefSeq names its product FAU ubiquitin like and ribosomal protein S30 fusion b (gene faub). Lineage: Eukaryota; Metazoa; Chordata; Actinopteri; Cypriniformes; Leuciscidae. Gene Ontology annotation, molecular function: protein binding; structural constituent of ribosome. Gene Ontology annotation, biological process: translation. The record is from RefSeq and is a predicted model, not a curated record. Gene Ontology annotation, cellular component: cytosolic small ribosomal subunit; ribosome.